This is a messenger RNA of Trichechus manatus latirostris (Florida manatee), 2157 nucleotides long. RefSeq names its product doublecortin domain containing 2 (gene DCDC2). The transcript is spliced from 10 exons. Lineage: Eukaryota; Metazoa; Chordata; Mammalia; Sirenia; Trichechidae. Gene Ontology annotation, biological process: intracellular signal transduction; neuron migration; dendrite morphogenesis. The record is from RefSeq and is a predicted model, not a curated record. Bases 278 to 1708 code for a protein of 476 amino acids. Gene Ontology annotation, cellular component: microtubule organizing center; axoneme; kinocilium.
GUAGCAAGUGUAACAGGUGUCGUACGCGCAUCGUUAGCGCUGAUUGGUUGUGCCGACUAAGGUGAAAUACUUGAACUUCUACCGUGAGCCCUGCAGUCUGCAGGGUCUCAGCGGGCUGGACUCCAGGGCACGGCAGUUACUUCUCUCUUACUUUUGGGUUUGUCUCUUGCCCAUUAGUUUUAGGAAUCGAUCCCGCGCUGUGUGUGCGGUGAGACAGUUGGGACAGCAGAGGUGCCUCCCUUGGAGCAGCGAGCCGCGGCGGCGUCCAGCGGGUAAGAUGAGCGGCACCAGCGCCAGGUCCAACCACCUAUCUCAGCCGGUAGUGAAGAGCGUGCUGGUGUACCGCAACGGGGACCCGUUCUUCGCGGGGCGCCGCGUCGUCAUCCAUGAGAAGAAGGUGUCUAGCUUUGAUGUCUUCCUGAAGGAGGUGACGGGUGGCGUUCAGGCGCCCUUUGGGGCCGUCAGGAACAUCUACACCCCGCGGUCCGGCCACCGCAUCCGGAAGCUAGACCAGAUUCAGAGCGGGGGCAACUACGUGGCCGGGGGCCAGGAAGCCUUCAAGAAACUCAAUUACUUGGACAUAGGAGAAACCAAGAAAAGACCAAUGGAAGUUGUGAAUACGGAGGUAAAACCAGUAAUCCACAGCAGGAUCAAUGUGUCAGCUCGCUUUAGAAAACCGCUCCAGGAACCCUGUACCAUCUUCUUGAUUGCAAAUGGAGACCUCAUAAGCCCAGCUUCUCGCCUCCUCAUCCCAAGAAAAGCUUUGAGUCAGUGGGAUCAUGUGCUACAAAUGGUCACGGAAAAAAUAACUCUGAGGAGUGGGGCCGUCCAUAGACUUUAUACUUUAGAAGGAAAACUUGUCGAAAGUGGGGCAGAGUUGGAGAAUGGGCAGUUUUAUGUGGCUGUUGGCAGAGAUAAGUUUAAGAAAUUGCCUUACAGUGAAUUACUUUUUGACAAGUCAACAAUGAGAAGGCCUUAUGGUCAGAAGGCCUCUUCACUACCUCCUAUUGUAGGAUCCAGAAAGUCUAAAGGGAGUGGAAAUGAUCGCCAAUCUAAGUCUACAAUCGGAUACAGUGACAACUCUUCUCCUCAACCCCAGAAGAGAAAAGGGAAAAAAGAAGAUGUUGCAAAUUCAGAAAAACCCACGAAAGUGAAACAAAAUGUAAAGUUAAAGAAUUCACUGCAAACAAUUCCAAACAGUGAUGAAGGCGUUUUCAAAGCUGGAGCUGAGAGAUCUGAAAUGCGAGGGGCAGCAGAAGUCCAAGAAGACGAAGAUACUCAGGUCGAGGUUCCAGUUGAUCAGAGGCCAGCAGAAAUAGUAGAUGAGGAAGAAGAUGGAGAGAAAGAAAACAAGGAUAUAGAACAGAGUGAUUUUUCAGGAAUGAACGGUGAAGUUGAAGAUGAAGGAGGUCAGGAGGCUACAGAUGAGCCUGAGCAAACCAGGGAGACUCUGGAUCACAGGGAGAGGCAGGCAGGUCCUGCUCGUGUAAAUGGAAGCACUGAUGAAGAAAACGGUGAGGAACUGGACCAGGUUAAUAAUCAGCCUCAACCAGAAGUGGAUAAGGAAAGAAAGUCUCAAGGAGUUGGCAGUGGACAGGCUGAGGCUGACCUAGACCCUCAAAGACCGCCAAGGCCAGAAGUAAAAAUCACUAGUCCACAGGAAAAUGAUAACAACGAACAAAACAAAGACUAUGCUGUUGUGGCAUAGAUGGAUUUCAAAAAGAGAAUAUACAGAUUAUAAGAGAAAUGAAGGGUUAUAAUACUUGAACAAUAAGCAUACAGUUAUUGCUAAACAUAAUAUGACAAUAUGGCUGAAUACUACCUAUUGAAUUUUAAAAUCAGUGGCUGAGAGACUAGAUAACCUUUAAUAGCUACUAAAGGAAAAUGACUUAUUUUUAUAGUGUGUUUUUAAAAGUCGUUUAAAAAAAUUAAAUAAGGGACUGAGGGGAAUUCGCACUGGAAGAUAAUUGGCCCCUUUGUAAAGGAUAAAGAGAAUAGGACCACUCCUAUUGUAUACUUCUUUGUAAAUUUAGAAGCGAGAUUAUUGCGUAGAUGGCAGCUUAUUUUAAAGCCAUCUAUGAAGGCAUAGAAUUUUAAAGAAAUAAUAUUAGGAAAACGUAAUAUUUUCGUAAAGCAAUAAACUCUUCAAUGAACAAA